AUGGAGUGGGCGAAUGACGGCAAGUCCAGAGGAGGUGUUUUAGCUCACUUGGAAAGACUAGAGAUUGAAGUGAAUAGAUCCCGUAAAAACUUAGAAGAUCUGCAGAGAGCACAGGCCGUUGAAAGCGCUCUUGGGACCAAGAUUCAUAAACUGAGAUGUCUGCGAGAUGAGCUGAGAGCUGAAGUGAAGCAACGUCAAGCCAGAGUUAAAGCAUCUACUGUCAAUGUAGAACCUGACCAAACACCGGAAAUCAGUGAGCAAGAAGUUGCAGAAAGAAGAAAGGAAAAUGUGAAAGCCAUUCUGCAGGCAUAUCGUUUUACAGGGCUCAGUGGGAAACUGACCAGCCGAGGGGUCUGUGUCUGCAUCAGCACUGCUUUUGAAGGAAAUCUGCUGGAUUCCUAUUUUAUCGACCUUGUCAUACAAAAGCCACUUCGGAUACAUCACCAUUCAAUUCCAGUCUUCAUCCCCCUAGAGGAGAUAUCUGCAAAAUACUUACAGACUAAUAUUCAGCACUUCCUGUUCUGUCUUUGUGAAUACCUAAACGCUUAUGCUGGGAGGAAGUACCAGGCAGAUCGACUUCAGAGUGACUUUGCAGCCUUUCUGGCUGGGCCCUUGCGGAGAAACUCACUGUGCAACUUGCUGUCAUUUACUUACAAAGUGGAGCCACGGGGUCAGUCAUUCCCAUUUUGUGCCAGACUGCUGUAUAAGGACCUCACGACAGCCCUGCCAACUGAUGUCACUGUUACGUACCAGGGAACGGAUGCAUUAUCCUCCUCCUGGGAAGAACAGCGAGCAUCCCAUGAAAAUCUGUUUUUUUCAAAGCCCCUACAUCAAGUGUUUACUUCAUUUGCAAGAAAAGGAGAAAAGUUGGAUAUGAGCCUCGUCUCCUAG
Odobenus rosmarus divergens (Pacific walrus) is the source of this 891-nucleotide messenger RNA. RefSeq names its product centromere protein O (gene CENPO). The transcript has 6 exons. Lineage: Eukaryota; Metazoa; Chordata; Mammalia; Carnivora; Odobenidae. Gene Ontology annotation, cellular component: kinetochore; Mis6-Sim4 complex. Bases 1 to 891 code for a protein of 296 amino acids. The record is from RefSeq and is a predicted model, not a curated record.